This is a messenger RNA of Linum trigynum, 1928 nucleotides long. NCBI's taxonomy places the organism in Eukaryota, Viridiplantae, Streptophyta, Magnoliopsida, Malpighiales, Linaceae. The record is from the annotation of a GenBank genome assembly.
CACCGAAAAGAAUAAAGUUUCCAUAUGUGGCUGCAAGACAAGGAUCUCAAAUCCCUUCUUCCCAAAGUUAUUGUCUGAAAUGGAAAUCUCUAACUAAACCCAACAUGCGAGGUGGGUUACCUAGCGGCUAGCUGACCAUUGUUUCUCGGUUAAGAAGCUGACUCUCAGUCUCAGGCUCUUCCUUUACUCACUGCCAAUUUCCAGGUUACCAUUAAAACCCCACACCCACCCUUCCAUAGUUCCAUUAUUUCAGUUCUACUCUUUUACAUCCGACCACCUCCCGCCGGUAGAAAUGGAGCCCAAAACCUGCUCUGCCGCCACCGCGAAGGAUACCCAAAAGUUCACCUGGAAGAUCUCCAAUUUCUCCACGGUGAAAGAGACAAAACUCUAUUCUGAUACUUUCUCAGCUGGGGGCCACAAAUGGAGAGUUCUUGCUUAUCCAAAAGGGAAUGCAGUUAACCACUUCUUCUCUCUGUUCGUGGAAGUGGCUGAGACUGAAGCCAUGGCUGCCGGCUGGAGUGUGCCCGCCGGGAUCAGCUUGACUCUGGUGGACCAAGUCCAUGGCCGUUCCUCUGUAAAAAGUUUCAAACACACUUUCAAGGAAGUAGAGAAAGUGUUGGGUUUCAAAUCUUUCAUCCGAAACGGCGACCUUGUCGAUCUCCGAAAAGGGUUUCUCGUCAACGAUACUCUUCUUAUUGAAGCUCAAGUUUACACUGAAGCAACACCAACGGAACAAGCCGUUCCUAGACCCGCUGAAGAGUCUAAUCAACCUCAUGGAGCAGCUGCAGGAGAACCAAAGACUCCAACUGUUCACAUAGAUUCAGGAAGCGAAACAGAGAUUCAAGCUGAUGGGCCUCAAGCCUCGCUGUUUUCCAGUAAGGUUGCUCGAACUAGUACAACGACGAGUCCCCGGUCUUCUGCUUCACCAAGUGUCCAAUCUUUGAAGAGCCUGAUAUCAGAGCUUUCAACCAUGUCCAGCAGAUGGAGAUCAAGUUCUACCCCCGACUGCCUCGAGAAACAAAGUGAAGAGCUGGUGGAUCUCUUCGAGAUGUCCCUCGAGAAAAUAUCCAGAGCUGAUUUGUUCGAUGAAGUGGAGAAGAUCAUCGUCAAGGUUGCUGACAACGUGACUGACACUAUCAAGGUCAUGGUGCUGAAAGAUUUGGUGUCUCGUCUGGCAGAGUUCAAGGAGACAAUCCCCAAGGCUCUUUCCACUAUCGAGUCCGCAGCAUCUGUAGAGACCCGUAUUGUGGCUGCGUCCAAGAAUCUGGAGGCAAGGCUAGGUCACAGGGAGGAUCAGCUGAGCUCGUUGAAGACGGAAGCUUCGAGGCUGGAGGAGGUGGAGAUGAAGCUGGAGGCGGAUAUUCAGCAGAUGGUUGCUCUCAGGGACAAGACUCGUCAUCAGAAGGAUUCAACGAUAGCUGAGUUGGAGAAGGCCAGCCAGGAGGUUCUUGUGGAGCUGGACGAACUGAGGAGGAAUGACGAAGAACGCCAGCGAAUUGGGGAGAGCCGGUUGAAGGCUAAGGAAACAUUGGCUCAAUCGAACACAAGCUGGAAACUUUUCAAGGAGAACUUGGGGUUGUGAGAAGGGAUGAUUUGGAAUGAAAAUAGAGGAAGUAGGGAUGUAGAUGAUGACAAAAAAAUGUAGAUUUGCUUAUGCUAAUGAAACAUGUAACAGGAUCGUAGGUUAUUGACAGCUAAUGGGUAUGAAAUGAAGUAUGAACUGAACUUGGGAUACAAGGUUUUAUAUUCCCGGGGAGUGAGGUUGUUCUUAGGUAAUCAGUUUGUGGAGUGAGAACAAAAGCGUGAAAGUGUCUAUCUUAGAAGAAUAUGAUAUUGAGAGCGCAAAGAAAGCGCUAUUAUUAUAUUAUAUUUGAUUCUUUAUUUUAGCAUAUUUAAAAAAUAUUAUGCAAUAUAAUCAUUAAAAUACA